Messenger RNA from Salvelinus fontinalis (brook trout), 2101 nucleotides. RefSeq names its product WD repeat domain 25 (gene wdr25). The transcript is spliced from 8 exons. Bases 3 to 1691 code for a protein of 562 amino acids. The record is from RefSeq and is a predicted model, not a curated record. Lineage: Eukaryota; Metazoa; Chordata; Actinopteri; Salmoniformes; Salmonidae. Gene Ontology annotation, molecular function: protein binding.
GGAUGUCAACCGCCGUUAAACCUCAUCGAAGAAGAAGGCAUCAAACAUUUUUAGCUGGACGCAUUGGUUACAUGCAUUUACUCUACUUUCUCCUUAAAACCACUUCACUGAAUCGUCUAAAAAAUCUUGGGAGGAGCCGGCCUCGCGGAGUGUCUUGGAUGAUCCUCAUCGUCACCGCUCGUAAUGUUGAAAGAAACAGAUGUGGGUGUGAAUCUGAAUUCUUGCAGGGUUCUGGGGAAAGGACAAUGACCUCGUUAGUGGCCUAUGAUGAUUCUGACCAGGAGGAUGAUGACGGAGCACUCUCUCCUCUUGCCAACUGUCCCAUGGAUGAUAUUAGGCAGUCCCAAGGAAACCAGAAAUGGUUGGAUUCUAACUUCUAUGGACCAUUAUUACCCAGUCCCCAUUACAAACAACUGGAAAUAGGACAAUGUGGUGAUGGUAGGACAGUGUCAGAACCUCACAGGGAGAUUUAUCCCCUUCCAUUGGGUCUCUCAGGGAUUGUGGAGAACAGCUCAAGCUCAAAACCAUACUCUGCUCCACAAUCAUGUGUUAAUUUGACCACAGCGAAGAGGCAUCAGGCUGCACCACCUGGUGUCUCGCCAUACAUUCCUAAGAGACAGAGGUUGGCCGCACCAGGAAAGAGAGAAGAACCAACCUCUUUGGAAACGACUGAUAAGUCCACUGUCUCCAGGCUGCUGACCGAGGUCUCUGAGCGGGUGCGUCCGUACCUGGGGACCAGGCCUGGCAGGGCAGCGGUGCCCAGGUGCAUGCAGCUCAGCCUCCAGGCCCACCAGGCUCCAAUCAACGUGAUCCAGUGGUGCCCAGUGCCCCAGCUCAGCCACCUCCUACUGUCUGCCUCCAUGGACAAGACUGUCAAGAUUUGGGAUGGUGCAGAGAGUGGGCAGUGCCUGCAGGUAUACUCCUCCCACUCGGGGGCGGUGCGCGAUGCCUGUUGGUCCCCCUGUGGGCGACGCCUCCUCACCGGCUCCUUUGACAACACGGCCAUGGUGACGGACGUGGAGACGGGACAGCAGAUCGUGAAGGUGGGGAACCAGUUCAAGGUGAUGUGCUUGGCAGUGCAGCCCGACGACCCUGAAGUGUUCCUGUGUGGGGGUUACAGCUCAGAGGUCAAGGCCUGGGACGCCCGUACCUGCAAGGUGGAGAGGGUGUACAGGGCACGGAUUCAGCAGACUCUGGCCAUCCUGUUCCUGACUGGGGGCAGGGAGUUUGUGACCAGCAGUGACUCGGUCAGCCGGGACUCUGCCGAGCGCACGCUCAUUGCCUGGGACUUCCAAACCACCGCUAAGGUCUCCAAUCAGAUCUACCAUGAGCGGUACACGUGCCCCAGCCUAGCCCUUCACCCCCAGCAGGACUCCUUUGUAGCGCAGAGCAAUGGCAACUACAUGGCCCUAUUUUCUGCCCAGCGGCCAUACAGAAUGAACAAGAGGCGGCGGUACGACGGACACAAGGUAGAGGGCUAUGCGGUGAGGUGUGGCUUCUCUCCGGAUGGGUCCAUACUGGCCACGGGCAGCUCCACAGGCUCCGUCCACUUCUACGACCAGCAGAGUGCUCGGACGCUGCACACGCUGCUCGCACACCAGCAGGCAUGCAUGUGUGUGUCUCUGCACCCUGUGCUGCCUGCUGUGGUGGCAACGUGCGACUGGGGUGGCGAGCUCAGGAUCUGGCAGUGAUUGGCACAAAGAAGGGGAGGAAUUAUAACACCCAGACACUACAAACAUCCAGGCAUCCUUCCUAUCCGAGCUGCCGGAGAGAAAGGAAACUGCUAAGGAAUAUUUAUUUCCAUAAGGCCAAUUGUGUGGCAAUUUACUCUUCAUACUGAAAUUCGCUUCCAUUCAAAUACAUACCUGUUGACCAAACUGCUGGCAGUUGUCUAUUGCUUAGCUUAUAUCAUAACUUCAAUCAAAUGUCAAGGCAAAUGUAAAAUUGACUUUUUUUGUUUUGUUUUUUUGGUACCAUAGCUUACUCAGGAAUUAUUGUACAGGAUUCUUACUCAGGAAUUAUUGUACAGGAUUCACAUUGUAAAUGAACGACAUGAUGACCCUGUUUGUCACAGCUAUAAUAAAAGUAGUAACCUAUUCUA